CAGUGUAUGGGUUUACAAGGUUUCCUGAUCUUUCAUAGUUUUGGUGGCGGUACGGGGUCUGGAUUUGCUUCAUUAUUGAUGGAACGGCUGUCAGUUGAUUACGGAAAAAAAUCAAAAUUAGAAUUCGCCAUCUAUCCGGCGCCGGAAGUUGCUACAGCUGUAGUGGAGCCAUACAAUGCGGUGCUGACAACACAUGCAACACUAGAACACAGUGAUUGUGCUUUUCUUGUUGACAAUGAAGCGAUAUUCAAUAUAUGCCGUAGGAGCUUGGACAUUGAACGACCAACCUAUAUCAACCUAAAUCGCCUUGUUGCCCAAGUAGUAUCAUCUACCACUGCAUCAUUAAGGUUCGAUGGCGCCCUCAACAUAGAUUUGAUUGAGUUUCAGACAAAUCUGGUUCCAUAUCCCAGAAUUCAUUUUCCCAUGAUGACAUACGCGCCUGUAAUAUCAGCAGAAAGGGCUUAUCAUGAGCAGUUGUCCGUGGCUGAGAUCACCAAUGCCUGCUUUGAACCAGCCAAUCAGAUGGUGAAAUGCGAUCCUCGUCACGGCAAGUACAUGGCAUGCUGUAUGUUAUACCGUGGUGAUGUUGUACCAAAAGACGUCAAUGCUGCCAUCUCUACGAUUAAGACAAAACGUACUAUACAGUUCGUUGAUUGGUGUCCAACUGGUUUCAAAGUUGGCAUCAACUACCAGCCACCGGCCACUGUCCCAGGUGGAGAUAUGGCUAAAGUACCGCGGGCUGUUUGUAUGAUGAGUAAUACAACAGCUAUUGCCGAGGCCUGGGCUCGACUAGAUCAUAAAUUCGAUUUAAUGUAUGCUAAGCGUGCUUUUGUCCACUGGUAUGUCGGUGAGGGAAUGGAAGAAGGGGAAUUCUCAGAGGCCCGUGAAGAUCUAGCGGCAUUGGAGAAAGAUUAUGACGAGGUUGGAGUUGACUCUGUCGACGAUGAACAAGAAGAAAAUGAUUUAGAAUAUUAAUAUUAUUCGGAUAAAUUUAUUAGAAUAAGAAAUUACAUUAGUUCAAUAUAGUGCAGUAAGGUAUAACGUGAAUUACUGUUAAUAGAGGGACGGUAAGGCGGAUAGCUGGUACAAGUUACAGGAAAUAAAAGCGGCAUUUUACGUGUUUACAAGCAAAUAAAAUGAAAGUUUCGUUUACAGUCAAAAAUAGGUUUUUACACUUUACAGAUAAAGCAAAUUUCUAAUUACAUUUUUACAAUAUUUUUGAUAAUUUUGUGUUUAAGAAUCUAAAUUGGAAAUUGCGUACCAAUUACAUUUAAUUUAGAAAAUGCUAUAUACGCUUACAAAAAAUAAUAUCUGUACAAAUUACGGCCGAAUAAAAUAUUACAUUUUACACCAUGUCCAUGUUUACGAAUUUACGUUGUUUUAUUUAUUUAAAUUACAUAAAUAAAACAAUUGAUCACAGCUUACGAAA
This is a messenger RNA of Saccoglossus kowalevskii, 1429 nucleotides long. RefSeq names its product tubulin alpha-1 chain-like. Gene Ontology annotation, cellular component: microtubule. Lineage: Eukaryota; Metazoa; Hemichordata; Enteropneusta; Harrimaniidae. Gene Ontology annotation, molecular function: GTP binding; structural constituent of cytoskeleton. The record is from RefSeq and is a predicted model, not a curated record. Gene Ontology annotation, biological process: microtubule-based process.